Messenger RNA from Salvia miltiorrhiza (redroot sage), 1180 nucleotides. RefSeq lists its product as uncharacterized. Gene Ontology annotation, biological process: DNA damage checkpoint signaling; DNA repair. The record is from RefSeq and is a predicted model, not a curated record. The transcript is spliced from 6 exons. Gene Ontology annotation, cellular component: checkpoint clamp complex. NCBI's taxonomy places the organism in Eukaryota, Viridiplantae, Streptophyta, Magnoliopsida, Lamiales, Lamiaceae. Bases 86 to 1003 code for a protein of 305 amino acids.
AGCAAGUAUACAUAUUGCGUACCCAACCAAAUCAGUCUUCCCUCAUUUUUGGCGGGAAAAAGGAGUGGUCACCGGCGGCGACACAAUGAGCUCGUCAGCGGCGGUAGAUACCGAGGCAGACUUGGUCUGCGAACUGGACAGCGUACGAGGCGUUGUAGAUGCCCUCUGCUCCGUUCGGUGGAAGCGCUUUCAAGACGCUCUCGUUGAAUUAUCUGAACACGGUAUAGUCAUAAUCGUCGAGGAAACCGGCUGUCUUCAGGCCAAGGUUUACUUACAACGCGAGUUAUUUAUCAAAUAUGAUUACCGGGCGACCGGCCGGCCACGAUUCGGGGUUAGCUUGGGGCUCUUUAUUGAUUGCCUUAAUACAUUUUCAGUCCCCGGCCGCUCCAACAUUCUUGAGCUCUGCUAUCCAGGGCCCGAUAUGCAACUCAUGCUCCGAUCUGUUGAUUCUCCAGAUGCCUGCAUUUAUGCAGAGAUAAGGACAAGGAUUCCAGAGACAAUCUCAUGGGACUACAACUUUGAGCCUGCAGGAAGCACUCCUCUUAGUUUCACGGUUAAAUCUGCAGCUCUAAAGGAAGCUAUUGAUGAUCUUGAAUGGCCCGGGGCUAGCAUUCAAAUAGCGUUACAGCCAGCGCCCCCGUCCGUCAUCUUCAGGGGUGAAGGCCAUGGGGACCUGCAGGUUUGUUUCCUGUUAGCCUAUCAUGCGCAGCUGCUCAUCACUCUUGCUGAAGUGCUUCGUCGUGCCUUGGUCAGGUACAAAUACAAGUUCCUGCGAGCAACAACUUCAAACAUACCGGCUAGUGUUUUAAAAGACAAUCGAGGGAGCAAGGCGACAAUUGGCAGAGGUGGCAUGCUCAAAAUUCAGCACCUUGUUUCAGUGGCCAAGCCCUCCAUUCCCCAUGCCCACAUCGACUCGGCUGGUUAUCAGCAGCCCAGUCGCGUUGCUUAUAUUGAGUUCUUUGUGAAGCCAGAGGUAGAAGAAGAGAAUGUAGAUGAUGCUUAGGACAUGACAUUGAGAUCUCCCUCGGGAUUUAUUUUGGGAGUUGGCAACCUAACUCUGUAUAAAAUACCUUACAUGGUAUGUCUUAGUGAUGAGUUUCGUUUGUAGAGAAAAAAUGAACGCAGAAAACUGAAUAGAACAAAAGAAAUUAAAGGAAAAGAAGAGGCAAUUGCUUUCAAA